GUCUCCCUGACAGUUGGCUGCUGAGAGGCAGAGGCGGAUCCUGCUCCUCAGGGCGGCGGCGGCGGCGGCGGGGCUGGGGUCUCCCGGGCCGGGCUUGGAGGCGGAUGGCGGCUCGGACCGCUUAGGGCGGAGCUGCAGGGGCGAGGCGGCGGCUGCCAUGGGCUGGUGAAGGCGGCCGCGGUCUCCUCAGCCGGCGUCCGCCCUCCGAGCCGGGAGCCAUGGGUUCGUCGGCGGCCGCGGCGGCUGCGGCGGCGGCGGCGGCUGCGGCUGCGGACUCGGCGCAGUGGCUCUCGGUGAAGGAGGAGACCAUCUUCUUGCACGACGGGCUGAUCCGGGUCACCGACCUGGCCGAGCUGCCCAGCGAGAUUCUCGGGGCGCCCGAGGCCGCCGACACCGACCUGGAGAUCUUGACAUUUGAGACCAAGAACCCAACGGAAUUAGCAGAACGUUUGCGCUCCGUUUGUGGGAACCAGAGCAAUGCCUAUGCUCGCCUCCUGGAAUACCGCCUGAAUGCCUUGCGGGGACUGUGGAACGCCCAGCGCCAGCUGGCCCUGGAAGAACAGCAUGAAAGGGACAGUUCAGGGGACGAGGAAACGCUGGCCCUGCUCAAGCGCCAGGGUUUGUUGCAGCAGCCGGAGCAGGCGCCCUUCACGUCACGGAUGGGGCUGCUGCUGGUCUUCCCCCUCAUCCAGUCCCAGAGUAGAACGGACCCCUCUCUCUGUAACAUAACCGCUGAGGUGCUAUUGAACUGCCUUCGUGACUGCCAGCCCUUGAGCUUGACCAAGGAGCCCGCCGACUGUCUCAAUGGCAUUGAAGCCUUGCUGUGCUCCUGGCUAGAAGAGACCUCUGACACAGGCCGGCACAUCCCGCAGAAGCAAAAGGAAAACGCUGCUGCUGCUCUGGUGGCCUUGGCGUGUGCCAGGGGAUCCCUGAAGACCUUUGUGCACACAGUUCACCUGCUACAGAAGCAGCCCGACCUUGGCUCUCUGCCUGUGGCUGAUGUACUGUAUAGACUGUUGCUUUUGGAAGGGGGACCCGGAUCCCCCUCCUGCUUGCUCGGAGGCAAACACAUAGUAUCGUGGGGGUAUGAAGACAUGUUGCCUGCACCUGAUAGCAACACUGGCUCCAGUUCUGAAAAUAAAGAUGCUGACUUGGGACGCUGUCUCACGGCAGAUGGCCUUUACCUGUAUACUACUAACUCAGUUGGAAGAGGAGUAAGCAAAUUGGGGUCUGGAUUACAUGGUACUCUCAGAGGGUUUGUGUACUGCCGGAACGAGGAGCUGGAGCCAGGCUGGGUGGCCUAUGGCAGCGGCUGUCUUCUCCACAGGCCUGUGUCUUUUGAUAAUAAACCUCACUCUCUUUUCCAAGUCAUUGACCAAAACACCCUUCAGGUGUGCCAGACAGUUCCAAUGCCAGCCAGUCACCUUCCUGUGGGCAGCACCAUGAGCACCGUGCACCUCUCCUCAGAUGGCACUUACUUCUACUGGAUCUGGUCACCAGCCAGUCUGAAUGAGAAAACACCAAAGGGGCAUUCAGUCUUCAUGGACAUCUUUGAACUUGUGGUUGAGAAUGGUGUCUUUGUAGCCAGCCCGCUCCAGGAACGCACCAUCCUGAUGAGGAAGGAGGGAGAGUCUGCGAAAAGCAUCAAUGAGAUGCUGCUGAGCAGGCUCUCCCGCUACAGAGCCUCCCCAUCGGCGACCCUCGCGGCCCUAACCGGCUCGGCCAUCUCCAACACGCUGAAGGAGGAUCAAGCAGCCAAUACCAGCUGUGGGCUUCCUCUGAAGAUGCUCCGUAAGACGCCCAUCUACACCUGUGGCACCUACUUGGUGAUGCUGGUGCCACCGCCAGGGGGGUCAGGCAGCUCGGCCACUCGCUCUCUCUUUGGUGGAACAAGUGGUUUGUCAUCCUUAAAAAUUCUCGCCUCUAGCCUGGUGUAUAACAUUUCCGAUGGACAGUUCACAAGCCGUGCGGAUCUCAUUGAUGCUGCUGGAAGCUCGCUGGGGCGUGGUGCUCUUGUACCAGGAUUAGGAGCCUGUUACGAUACCGUGAACAACAUGCUGUGGACAUGCUCCAAUGACUAUAUUGACCAGUGGUGCAAUCCUGGGAAUCAAGCCUUCCAUUAUGUCUGCCAGAGACUUGGAGUGAGCCACAUCAUCACUGAGCCCAAAGAGGAGGCUAUAACCACGAAUGAGGUUAUAAACCAGUUACUGCACCAUGUUGGUGCGAUGUGCAUACACCAACUCAAUCUUCUUGCCACGAAUCCCAAUCUUCCAAUCACAAGUGUUUUGGGCAAGCAGCAUCCAAUUGAAGCACACCAUCUUAGCAGUAUUUGUGACAUUAUGGAGAAGGCCAUGGUUAACGGCGACACCUGUAUUAUACGCUGCAUUCUUGUUGUCUUUCAGGUGGUGUUUAAAUUUUUCUUCAGCCCACAACCUGAAAGGAAUCGAGACAUCAUCCGGCGGUCAGGAUUGCUGCUCUGGCAGCUGUUGAUGGCACCCAAAGAUCGGAUUGGCCCCGAGGUUCAGAAGGAAGUCUGCCUUGCCAUCAGCUCUGGCUUAAAUAUCUUGUACCCAGGGGAAACUGAAAUCAAUAAUUUGUUAAAGCUGGUGUUAACCGAAGGAGAGAGGAACAGCGGCCUUGCCCAGCUGCGGGAUGUGAUCCUAACCAGCCUAGCCGAGCAGCUUCAGAACAACCGAUUUGGCAGUGAUGAGGAUGAUCAUUACAGAUUGAAUGAUGAACUUCUACACUAUAUCCUGAAGAUUGUUGUACGAGAAUCCUGUAUCUUAAUCACCAAGUGCCAAACUGUUUCCACGGAUGAUUUUCAAAAGCUCCUUUCAACUGUGCCUGCUGCAUCCUCGUGCCUGCGCUAUCUGAUGGCGGUUCAGAAUCACCUUCUCAGUAACACUAUCUUGAUUAAACCCGAUGAGAAUGAUGACAGUGACAACUCCUUGCAGGGAGAGACAUUGAAGGUACAGGAGCUAAAGGUCAGUAUUUUGUCUCUUGCCACCCAAAUCCUGACUGGAUGUGAUGAAGUGUUGGAAAUGCUACAGCAGGUCACAACCGCACUCAUAAACAGCGACAUAGCGGACCGUGAGCAGAGGUUAAAAGGCUUGGAGCAAGUUACUAAGGCUACUAUGCUUGGUCACCUCCUUCCGGUGUUACUCACCUCCCUGAUGCAUCCAAAUUUACAGACUCUGAUCAUGGCCGAUGCCCUGAUGCCUCAGCUAGUCCAGCUGGUGCUCUACACCAGCCAGACGGCUUUGCUGCUGAAAACCCAGUGUCCGGUUUUUGCCGAGGUGGGCUGCUCCCCGUGUGGUGCUUCGGAGUCAAAGUGCAGGCUGUUGCCCGAUGAGAGAAUGCUGGAAGAGAAGGAAGAGCCAGGCUUUCUCACUGGCUUAAAGAUCCCUGCCCCGUGGGCUGCCGGAAAGACUGUGGAAACAGUACACCCUGUCAGAGACAACUACAAAUUUAAAGAAACAGUCCAUAUCCCAGGAGCUCGCUGCCUGUAUCUGAGAUUUGAUAGCAGAUGUUCUUCACAGUAUGACUAUGACAAGUCUAACGGUCUAUUUUCUGUUUUGAAGUUGGUGAUAUGCGCGGGCCCCAGCACCAGCAGCAGGAAGGUUGCUGAGUAUGGGGGCAACACGCUGGGCUAUGGCAGCCGCAGCGUCCUAGGAGCUGGCUGGCCGAAGGACCUGGUGAAGGUGGAAGGAGAUACUGUCACCUUCUCCUUUGAAAUGAGAAGUGGUCGUGAACACAACACUCCUGAUAAAGCUAUGUGGGGCUUUGCUUGCACAGUUCGCGCUCAGGAGUCUUCGGAGGAUGUCUCAGGAGGCUUGCCUUUUCUGGUAGACCUGGCUUUAGGUCUGUCUGUGUUAGCAUGUUCCAUGUUAAGAAUCCUGUAUAAUGGACCAGAAAUGACCAAAGAAGAAGAAGCCUGUCAGGAGCUCUUGCGGUCCAAACUUCUGCAAAGGUGCCAGUGGCAGGUGGAGGCCAAUGGCGUGAUCUCUCCUGCCCUUACUCCAAGCCCCUCUCCACUGCCUCUGACCAUAGAGGAAGACAGAGAAUUCACCUACCCCUCUGACGUCCUCGUGCCUCCCGUUGGGAACUACUUUGACCUGCCCCGAAUCAGGCUGCCUCCAGGAAUCAUGAUAAAGCUCAGGGAAAUCUCUGGGCGUGCUAGACCUCAAUUCAGACCAAGUAUAAAAGAAGUGAUUCAGCCUGAUGUGAUGGAGGAGAUGGUGGUAUCAUGCGUUAUUAAGCACCUGAACUUGGUUGAUGCACUGCAGUCCCUAAUAAACUUCCAGUAUCAAGAAGAACAUGCUGAGGAAUAUGAUCUGCUAUGUAAAAUUAUGGGAGAGACUUUUAAGAAACUUAAUGCCAUGGAGAGACAAUUGCAGAGUGUGGCGGAAUUGGAACAGAAAUGGCAAAGUGAGGUCGAUGAUGCCACACAGGGGAAAUUGGAGAAUAACAUGCCUUUCUUCUACGAUUACCAUUUUAAUGAGAACAAAAUGAAAGAAUUAGAACUUUUGUGUUCAAUGAAGGAAGUCUCCUUUGAUGGAAAUGAUCUUGAAAACAUGGUUCUAUCACUGAGGGAGAAGUUCCUGCAAGAAGUGAAUUCUCUCAUUCAGAAGCCGUUGCACCCACUGGCUAAGACAAAGACCUUGGUGAAGAGUCUGAUGAACCGUGCCGAGCUGCUGCUGCAUGUCACCAUCGCAGCCCAGUCGGGCCUCACCAGGAGCAUCUCGGGGACUCCUGCGGAGACGCCAGCAUGUAAAUCAGCUUCUGAAACCAAAGUGAUAUCGCAUGCUGUCCGGCAGCCGGUUUUUCUCCGCAGCAUGUCGGCUCCUUCUGAUCUGGAAAUGAUUGGUAACGAAGAUUUGGAAUUUACUAGAGCCAAUCAGAGGCGUCGUCAUGUGACCAGCCACCGUAGCAGCUCCUUUACACUCCUGCAGUCCCUAGCUAUCGAGGACAGCAGGGACAAGCCCACCUAUAGUGUCCUGCUGGGUCAGCUGUUUGCUUUCAUCGGCACCAACCCCGACCAAGCGGUGUCCAGCAGCAGCUUUCUGUUGGCUGCACAGACAAGGUGGCGGCGGGGAAACACACGCAAGCAGGCCCUGGUGCACAUGCGGGAAUUGCUGACAGCUGCUGUGCGUGUUGGAGGGGUCACUCACCUUGUGGGUCCAGUGACAAUGGUCCUGCAGGGAGGACCCAGAAUCGAAGAACUCACCUGUGGUGGGAUGGUCGAGCACGUCCAGGAGGCAUUUGGAGAGACCAUGACCUCUGUUGUGUCUUUGUGCGCGCGUUAUCCGAUUGCCUGUGCCAACAGCAUUGGCCUCUUAUGCACCAUACCUUACACCAGGAGUGAAGAGAAGUGCCUGGUGCGCAGUGGCCUCGUGCAGCUCAUGGACCGUCUGUGUAGCUUGAGCAGUCAGUCCGAGUCGAGCUCCAGUGAGAAGCAGACCAAGAAGCAGAAGGUGGCCACCAUGGCCUGGGCUGCCUUCCAGGUGCUCGCCAACCGCUGCGUAGAGUGGGAAAAAGAAGAAGGUGGCUCCACUGAGGCAGUGCACUCUGGCCUGGCCCGCCAGGUGUCCAGCCUGCUCACCAACCACCUCGCCCGAGCCACGGAGUGCUGCGGCAACCAGGCUGCCGGUAACGAUGCCCUGCAGGAUGUGCUCAGUCUCCUCAAUGACCUCUCCAGGAGUCACAUAGGCAAAGCCAUCUUGAGCCAGCCAGCGUGUGUCUCCAAGCUCCUCUCACUGCUGCUGGACCAGCGCCCGUCCCCAAAGCUCGUGCUCAUCAUUCUGCAGCUGUGCCGGGCAGCGCUGCCACUGAUGAGUGUGGAAGACUGCGGGAAUGUGGAGCUCCCUCCCUGGAGCUACUCCGUACCCUCCUUGAACAGUGAACAGGAGGACCCCAGUGACCCAGCCUCCAAGAUCGCCUCCUUGCUCUUGGCUAAGCUGGCAGACUAUGUGGUCCCAGGAUGUCAGACAGUUCUUUCUCCAACUGCUUCUGAACCUGACACCAUAUUGACAAAAACCAGUCCCAAGAGCUCUUUAAAAGGAGAUAAAGAUCCUGGAGAAGAGAGUGAAGCAGUGGAUGGCAAGCUCUCCAUAUUCAUCCACAAGCGGGAAGAUCAGUCAUCUCACGAGGUCCUCCAGCCGUUACUCAGCAGCUCGGAGGGACGUCCCUUCCGGCUCGGCACCGGGGCCAACAUGGAGAAAGUUGUGAAGAUGGAUCGAGACAUGACCAAGGGUGGCUGCUGUGAAGUGAUCACAGAGGAAGCCACAGCUGCCCUGCGGAAAGCAACCAAGUGGGCACAGUCAGGCCUCAUCGUCAGUGUCGGGCCGCCGGUGGAAUCUGUCAGCCCGGAGACUGUGAGUGGACUGUCCACAGGUGACAAAAAGAAAACCGCCCAAACCUCCAUUUGCCGAGAGAGGAACUCUGAACUAGCAAGGGCUGACCCUGUGCGUCCCUUCAUCAGCGGGCACGUGGCGAACAGCAUGGCUGCUGAGGUCAUCGCCCUGCUGCACAGCUUGCUCAUGGCCCCGGAGUCGAAUGCCGCUCAGAUAUGGACUACAACGGCAGAGAAGGUUCUGUCUCGGGCACUGAUGUACAUCCCGCAGCUGGGGAAAUAUGCAGAAAGCAUUCUGGAAAACGGCAGUAGCAGCGGCAGAAAACUGGCCAAACUCCAGAGAAUUGCCCGCCAGGCUGUUGCCGCACUGUGUGCCCUCGGAGGCUUCAAAGAGACAAUCAAGAUAGGAUCUGAGGUUCAGGUUUUAGGGAGAGGAAUAUCAGGCAGCAUCGGCAUCGUGGCUUCUAUCAAUGAGCAGGAAGGUAUAGCUACAGUCAGAUUCCCACCCAUAGACUGUAGAAAGACUUCGCAAGCAUCAGACACACUGACCAUUCCAUUGUCUAGACUUUGUGUUCCAAGAGCAGAGGCAUUGCCUCUUCAUACACUGUCCAUUACUGAGAAGGUAGUACAGGCAGUCCAGUCCAUGUUGCUUCCUCAGGAGGGGAGUCUCUCUAUUCACACCUCACUUCCUGCAACAGGAGACGGCUCAGCUCCUGUCAUGGCAGUCGUUCGGCUCCUGGCUGAGAUCAGAACCAGAGCAUGCCUGGUCAUGGCCCAGCUUUUAGAAGACAGCUUGUUUUGUGAAGAAUUCAUACAACAGUGCCCAGCAGCUGUUGAAGUGCUUAACCUAGUAGCCCAGGAAUGCAGUGCUGGAGAGCGACUCGCAGUGGUGGAGGUGCAGUGCGAACGGCUGAGGAUGCUCUACCGGGACUGUGCUCGGCCCCCACCGCCUCCCCUGCAGGCCGACCGGAGACAGCCCAAGGAGAUUACCUGGAGUCCCUCUCGAGUGUUCCCUCCUGUCCGAGCCUGCAUGUUCUCCUCCCACCUGACUUCAGUCACCUUCCUGGCUGACCCCAGUGCUGGGGGCGGUCUGCCCCGGGGCACUUUCAUCUAUGCCACCUCACCCCUGCCAGUCCAGGCCCCAUCCUUUUACUGGGAAAUUGAGAUUGUCUCCUAUGGAGAUACUGAUGAUGACACUGGACCAAUAGUUUCCUUCGGCUUUGCCACAGAAGCAGAGAAGCGAGAUGGAGCUUGGACAAAUCCGGUGGGCACGUGCCUUUUCCAUAAUAAUGGCCGGGCCGUGCACUACAAUGGCUCAAGUUUGUUGCAGUGGAAGAGCGUUCGCUUGGAUGUGACUCUCUCUCCUGGUGAUGUGGCAGGAAUUGGCUGGGAGAGGACAGAGGGGACUCCACCUCCUCCAGGGCAGCCCGCCAAGGGCAGGGUCUACUUCACCUACUGUGGGCAGCGCCUUGCGCCCUAUCUUGAGGAUGUCUCUGGGGGAAUGUGGCCUGUGGUUCACAUUCAGAAAAAGAAUACCAAAACACGUGCUAACUUUGGCUCCCGUCCGUUUGCCUACGCUGAAGGGCAGGCCCACCGCAACGCUGCCGACCUGUGCACCGACCUGGCAGAGGAGAUCAGUGCCAACUUCGAGGCCUUGCCCUUUGCCAUGGCAUCUGACAGUGACAAUGAUGCUGGCACCAGCAUUGCAUCAGACCCAGGCACCCACGGUCCACCCUGCCGGAUUGCCGCUGUGGCCACUGCUCAGCAACAAUACGAUAGUGACACCUCUUGCCAUUAUAAAGUGGAGCUCAGCUAUGAGAAUUUCAUCACCUCUGGCCCAGAUCCUCACCCGCCUCCCAUUGCUGAUGAUGAAAGUGAUGACGAUGACGACGAUGACAUCCCACAGGAGGACCACUAUGCCCUGCUGGUGAAAGCCUGGGAGACCAAGGUCUUUCCUACCAUCCGGAGACGCUUCCGCAAUGAGGCAGAGCGAAAGUCGGGCCUGGACCAGAUAAAGGGUGCUUUACAACUAGGCAUGGUGGAUAUUGCCCGGCAGACGGUGGAAUUCCUCUACGAGGAGAAUGGUGGUAUUCCGAGAGACCUUUAUCUUCCCACUAUCGAAGACAUCAAGGACGAAGCGAACAAGUUCACUAUUGAUAAAGUUCGAAAAGGUCUCACAGUGGUGACCCGCUCUCCGGACAGCAACAAUGUUGCCAGCAGCACUGUUGGAACUGCUCUUCCCAAAUUUGCCAUCCGAGGGAUGCUGAAGACCUUUGGGCUCCACGGGGUUGUCCUGGAUGUGGAUUCAGUGAAUGAGCUGGUGCAGGUGGAAACCUACCUCAGGAGCGAAGGGGUGCUGGUGCGAUACUGGUACCCCAUUGACAUGCUGGAGAGGCCCCCCGCUGGCUACCGAAGGACUGCCACUAACGGGCUCGUCACCCUGGACAACACCAACCCUCAGAUUCAUAGGGAGCUGCUGCGCUGUGAGGCCGCGCUCGCCAGGCUCUAUUGCCGCGUGGCCCUGCUCAACAUCUUCGCCCCCAAGUUGCCUCACAUGUUUACCCGCCUCUUCCACAUCCCUGCCGUCCGGGACAUCACCUUGGAACACCUGCAGCUGCUGUCCAAUCAACUUCUUGCUCCCCCCCUUCCAGACGGCACCAUCAGCUCCAGCUCCAUCCUGCUGGCACAGUCGCUGCAGCACUGCAUCCACUCACAGAACUGCUCGGCCACAGACCUCUUUUACCAGGGCAGCUCGCAGACGGUGCGAGAGUGGCUGAGUGUCGCCAUCACCCGCACCCUGCACCAGGGGGAGGAGAGCCUUCUGGAGCUGACGAAGCAGAUCUGCUCCUUCCUGCAGACAGCACCGGAGCAGUUCCCCUCUGAGGAGUUCCCGAUUUCCGAGUCCAAAGUCAACAUGGAUGUUAACUUCCCUGGGGCAGCUUUCGUUGUUGUAUCUUGCAAAGAAAGUCAGUCUGGAUUCCGCAAAGACUCCUCACUGUACAAGGCCCCAUGGGCCCGGGUGCUGGUCUAUGGGCUCGGCCACAAAGUGAAGCGGAACGGCCAACUGAACCUCAUCGAGGCUGCCUGCUACCCCCGAGACGCGUCCCCAGCCAACACGGGGCUCGCCCCGCCCCCCACGGCCGACCAGUACCCUUCAGUGGUCCUCUCCACGGACAAGGUCCACAUCAAGCUGGGCGUGUCCCCGCCGCCUGGAGCCGUGCUGGUGUUACACUCUCUGCCCUUGGAGUUCCCGCUGGCCAUGGCCUUUGCCGAGCAGCUGCUGUCCUGGAGAUCCGAGGACGGCGAAGGGAAAUCAGAAGACGAGCCUGACAGCAUUCCAACCUCGGUCCUCUUGCUGGUGGUGGAGCUGCUGGGCAACUUCCUGUGGACCACAGACAUGGCGGCCUGCAUCAAGGAGCUGGUGUUCCACCUGCUGGCCGAGCUCCUGCGCACAGCACAUAGCCUGGAGCAGCGGAAGCGCCCCGCUGGCCUGUCCUCCUCCCUCGCCCUCCAGCUGAACCCCUGCCUGGCCAUGCUGAUGGCCCUGCAGUCGGAGCUGCACAAACUGUACGACGAGGAGACCCAGAGCUGGGUUGCAGGCGGCUCCUGCGGGGGCGCUGGGGCGGUGGCGCUUGGUGACCAGGGCCGCUUCUCCACGUACUUCCACGCCCUCAUGGAAGGCUGCCUGGCGGUGGCUGAAGUGACCCUUCCCACCAACAUGAGCGUCACAGCCAGCGGGGUGACCUCGGCCACCGCCCCGAACCUCAGCGACUCCUCGUCGUCUUCCUCAUCCUCCCCAGGACAGACUCCACAGAGCCCCAGCCUCCUGUCCAAGCGGAAGAAAGUCAAGAUGAAGCGGGAGAAGGCCGCCUCCUCGGGCAGGCGCCAGUCCUCCCGCUCGGUGGACGCGGACGCUGCGGUGCUCAGCAUCGGGGGCGGCAAGCCCGAGGACAUGCUGUGGUUCCAUCGCGCCCUCACCUUGCUCAUCAUCCUGCGGCACCUCACCAGGAAGGACCCUCAGGGGCUGGGCGUGACCAGCGACGCCAUCGCUGACGCCUGCCAGGCGCUGGUGGGCCCCACUGCCCACAGCCGCUUGCUGGUCAUCUCCGGCAUCCCCACCCACCUGGACGAGGCCAUCGUCCGAGGCGCUAUCCGCAAGGCCUGCAAUGCCCACGGCGGGGUCUUCAAAGACGAGAUCUAUAUUCCGCUGCAGGAUGAAGACCCCAAGAAGCCCAAAGACAAGGCCGAGCGCAGCGAUGGGCAGGGUGAGUCGGAGAAGACCGUGGGUCUGUCCAGUUCCGACGGUGUGGAGGUGAGCUCGUCCAGCAGCUUGGCCCCAGCCGCGAGCGCCAGCGCGUCAGCCUCCACCAGCCAGGCCUCCAUCUGCAGCUCCCAGGGUGUCUCCCAGCCUGUCAGCGAGCUCUCGGUGGACCCGCUGCCCUCCAGUCUCGAGCUGCCCAUCCCUGCAGGCCUGUUGGAGCCCCACGUGGUGUCCAGCCAGGAGAGCUUGGACACCUCCCUGUGCAGCACCGGCAGCCUGGGCAGCCUGGGCAGCCUGGCAGAGCCCCUGGACAACGCAGAGACUGCCUCCGUGUCGGAUGUGGGCUCCGUAUACCCCGUCACCUCCCCGAACAGCCAGCCCCUCGCGGGCCGCCCCAUCAAAGGCUUCGCGGUGGUGGAGAUAAGAUCGCGAGCCAAAAUCGAGAAAAUCCGAGCCAGUUUAUUUAAUAAUAAUGACUUGAUUGGUUUGUCAAGCUUGGAUGGUGAAGACGAACUGAUGGAAAUGUCGACGGAAGAGAUCCUAACUGUGUCUGCAGUGAACCAGAGCCUGUUCGACACUCAGGGCAGCCCAGGGCUAGAAGACUACUUCAAUGAUAAGUCAAUUAAAGGUGAGAAGCUGGUGCCUGGGGCCAGAGAGGUUCUGACGGAAAUAUUUAAGAGCUGCGCCCAUUCAGAGCAAACGCUGAGCCUGACACCUGCGAAGCCCAUCCGAGUUUCUGACAUUUACCUCAGCAAAGAGCAGAUCAACUCCCAGAGCCCGGGCAACCUCCUGCACCUCUUCUUCACCAAUGUCCGGCCUCCAAAGAAGGUGCUGGAAGACCAGCUCACCCAGAUCCUGAGGAAGUAUGGCGUGCCGAAGCCCAAGUUUGACAAAAGCAAGUACAGCAAGGCCGGCAAGGAGCAGCACCCCGUGAAGGUGGUGAGCACCAAGCGGCCCGUCACCAAGCCACCGACCAAGGACAAGGCCGUGCUCAACAGCGUCAGCAGGACUGCCUUAAGUGAAAAGAAGCCAGCUGUGAAGCCGAAAUCCCCAGAAAAGAGCAAGCCUGAUGAGAAGGACCCGGAGAAAUCACCCACCAAGAAGCAGGAAGUCCCUGAAGAAAAAUAUCUGACCUUGGAAGGAUUCCACAAGUUUGUCGUUGACCGAGCCAAGCAAGACAUCCGCAGCGUCUGGAGGGCCAUCUUGUCCUGUGGCUAUGAUCUUCAUUUUGAGAGGUGUGCCUGCGUCGAUGUCCGCCAUGCCCAGAAGGCCUCCCAGAAGUGGACGCUGGAGAUGGACGUGGCACUCGUACAGUGCAUCAACCGCCUGUGUCGCCACCUGGCCAUCACACCUGCACGGCUUCACCCCCAUGAGGUGUACCUGGAGCCCGCGGACACCACCGACCCCCAAACAGCCUGUCUCGCGAGUGUUCCCAUCGAGAGCCUACGUCUGCGUUUCGCCCUGCUGCAGUCCCUUAACACGACGCUGGAGACCUUCUUCCUGCCGCUCGUGGAGCUGCGCCAGACGCCCAUGUACACGCACAGCAUCGCCGCUCUGCUGAAGGAGGCCAAAGGGCUGAUCUUCUAUGACACGAAGGUGACUGUGAUGAACCGAGUGCUGAACGCCACCGUGCAGAGGACGGCUGACCACGCAGCACCCGAGAUCACACUGGACCCCCUGGAGAUUGUGGGAGGGGAAAUCAGAGCUUCUGAAAACUCCUACUUCUGCCAGGCUGCCCGGCAGCUGGCCUCAGUGCCAUCUUCCCAGCUGUGCGUCAAGCUGGCGAGUGGAGGUGACCCCACCUACGCCUUCAACAUCCGCUUCACGGGAGAGGAGGUCCACGGCACAAGUGGCUCUUUCCGCCACUUCCUGUGGCAGGUGUGCAAGGAGCUGCAGAGCUCCUCGCUGUCGCUGCUCCUGUUGUGCCCCAGCUCCGCCGUCAGUAAGAACAAGGGCAAGUACAUCCUGACGCCCAGCCCCAUCACCUAUGGGGAGGAACAGCUGCUGCACUUCCUGGGUCAGCUGCUGGGCAUUGCCAUCCGGGCGGACGUGCCACUCCCCCUGGACCUACUGCCUUCCUUCUGGAAGACACUGGUGGGUGAGCCUCUGGACCCCGACCAGGACCUGCGGGAAGCAGACAUCCUCACCUACAAUUACGUCAAGAAAUUCGAGAGUAUCAACGACGAGACGGAGCUGGAGGCCCUGUGUGCCGAGAUUGCCUCCCAGCACCUGGCCACCGAGAGCCCCGAGGGGCCCAACAAGCCCUGCUGCAAGUUCACCUACCUGACCAUGACGGGCGAGGAGGUGGAGCUGUGCAGUCGUGGCCGGCACAUCCCCGUGGCAUGGGAAAACAAGGACAUCUAUGCAGCAGCCAUCCGGAGCCUGCGGCUACGGGAGCUGCAGAACGUGGAGUGUGUGACGGCCGUGCGGGCCGGCCUGGGCUCCAUCAUUCCCCUGCAGCUGCUCAGCACGCUCAGCCCCCUGGAGAUGGAGCUGCGCACCUGCGGCCUCCCCCACAUCAACCUCGAGUUCCUGAAGGCCCACACCAUGUACCAGGUGGGGCUGAUGGAGACGGACCAGCACAUCGAGUUCUUCUGGGGGGCCCUGGAGAUGUUCACACAGGAGGAGCUGUGCAAGUUCAUCAAGUUUGCGUGCAACCAGGAGCGCAUCCCCUUCACCUGCCCCUGCAAAGACGGGGGUCCAGAUACCGCCCACGUGCCCCCAUACCCUAUGAAGAUCGCCCCCCCGGAUGGCACAGCAGGUCCCCCUGACUCACGCUAUAUCCGGGUGGAGACGUGCAUGUUCAUGGUCAAGCUCCCCCAAUACUCCUCUCUGGAAGUCACGCUCGACAAGCUUCGCUGUGCCAUACACUACCGGGAAGACCCCCUCAGCGGCUGAGGGCAGGGAGCCCAUGAGCUGGGCCUGGGCAGCCUGCCAUAAUGGCCCUAGGGCUGUGCCUGGAGGAGGUGACGUCGCUCUUCCAAACUUUCCUCCAUGUCCCAGGGCCUCCUGGAAGACAUCGCCUGUGUAUUUGUCCGUGUUGUGAUGGGUUGGUCCCCCUGCCGCAGUGUGUGGCACCUUGUAGCUUAGUCUAGUUUCCACACAGUCUGUGUCUAUUUUGAUCUUCCUGGACAUUCCCUCGUGGCUGGCAGUCACAAGGCCCCGAUGGCCGCAUCAGCCCCAAAGCCCUCUAGGCAGGUGGCCAGGGCAGGCCAACCCGCUCUGCACCCACAAGCAUACUCGCGGCUGGCCCUGCCCUCCUGCCUGAGUGGGGCACAUCCCAGAAGCGGACGCCGCAGGCUUCCUUCAGCGUGUGGCAGUCACCGCCAGCUGCCCAGAUACAGCUGCCAUGUGGGGAGCUCCCUGUGUCCGUGUCCCCGCUUAGGAAGCCUGUGGUGGUGGCCUGUCCUUUCCGCCUGGAGACUUCUCCCAGACCCAGUGAGGCCGUUUUCCCAGAGGACUCCUGUAGCAGUGGUGCCAUGCCCGCUGGCUGCAGCCCAGCUGCGCCACUGAGGACGCCUGGGGCCAAGGGCCAGCGCUCGCUUGAGGCGGGAGCCUCUUAAAUGCCUCUGACCAGGAAAGCACAGGAAUUUGAGCCAGCCCCCACGUCGCGUUCCACGGCCCUUCCUCCCAGUGACUUGGGGAACACAUGCCCGUUUGAAUGCUGAGGUGCUCCUUUCCAUUUGGGGUCACUUCCAAGUCCAGAUGGAGACCAUUGAGGGCAGUGGCCUCCUGCCAUCUGGCCAGGCUCACUGGACA
Molecule: messenger RNA, 14372 nt
Organism: Ochotona princeps (American pika)
Lineage: Eukaryota; Metazoa; Chordata; Mammalia; Lagomorpha; Ochotonidae
Gene: HECTD4
Product: HECT domain E3 ubiquitin protein ligase 4
Exons: 76
Coding region: 219-13511 (4430 amino acids)
Molecular function (GO): ubiquitin-protein transferase activity
Source: RefSeq, a predicted model, not a curated record